ACCGCCAUUAUCCAAGAUAAGAAGAAUCACUGAAGAGCUUUACAGCUGAGUAAAGAACAAGAAUGUUUUCUUUGGAUCGGUUUAGCGAUGUCGUCAACGAGCGGCCAACUGCUGCAGCUGAGGAAAUAUGUGACGAUGCUACAAGAGCUGCCGCCAAGAACGAGGCAGAGAUGGACCGUCAGCGCAGAAUGAUGGAUAUCGUUUGGAAACCUCACAUCCUCUUACACAGGAUAGAUGUCCCACAGCAACAUGUGUGUAAGGAGGAGGAGGUUGAACAGCAGCUCUGUCACCAGGAGAGGAAGUCCAGUCUGGACCAGGAGGAGCCAGAGCCUUCACAGAUGAAAGAGGAGCAGGAGGAAGAGCAACUCAAACAGGAGGAGACUGACACGUCAGCUUUGAAUCAGCCCAUUCUUACUCACACAGACAUCCCACAGCAACAUGUGUGUAAGGAGGAGGAGAAUGAGCAGCAGAUCUGUCACCAGGAGAGGAAGUCCAGUCUGGACCAGGAGGAGCCAGAGCCUCCACAGAUGAAAGAGGAGCAGGAGGGAGAGUGGAUCAAAGAGGAGGAGACUGACACAUUGAUAAUGACUCCUACUCAGGAGGAAAGUGAGCACAGACAAGCAGAUGGACAACAUGAACACCAGCUCCUUUCUCACAACUCUCAUGUUGCUGGGAAUCAAGAUCCCAAAGAGAACAAGCAGAAAGACUCAGAAAUAACUGUAAAAUCAAAAGCCAGACAAAAGAGAGACAGAAAACACACAGGUGAGAGGCUGUAUUCAUGUGAGGUAUGUGGGAAAGGGUUUAAAUAUAAACACAGUUUGAAAGUCCACAUGACAAAAUACACAGGUGAGAAGCCUUACUCCUGCAGCACCUGUGGAAAAAGAUUCUGCCAGAAAUUAAUUUUGAAUCAGCACAUUCUUAGUCACACAGGUACAACGCCAUACACCUGUGGUACCUGUGGAAGAUCAUUCAACCAAAAACGAUAUUUAUAUAGCCACAUAAAAAUCCAUACAACUGAAAAACCACAUACCUGCACAAUUUGCAACAAAUCUUUCAGACUUAAAAGUCAUUUGACAGCCCACAUGAGAACACACACAGGUGAAAAGCCUUACUCCUGCAGCACCUGUGGAAAAAGAUUCAGCCAGAAAUUUAAUUUGAAUCAGCACAUUCUUAUUCACACAGGCCUAAAGCCGUACACCUGUGGCAUCUGUGGGAUAUCAUUUGCACAAAAGGGUUCCCUAGCAGUCCACAGUAGAAGACACACACCUGAGAAGCCUUACUCCUGCAGCACCUGUGGAAAAACAUUCAGUUGGAAAUCAAAUUUGAAUCAGCACACUUUUGCCCACACAGGUAUAAAGCCAUACACCUGUAGCACCUGUGAGAAAUCAUUCGCUCGGAAAUCUACUUUAGCCCAGCACUUAAAAAUCCAUACAGGUGAAAAACCACAUACCUGCACAGUGUGCAACAAAUCUUUCAGAUUUAAAGGUGAUUUGACAGUCCACAUGAGAACACACACAGUUGAGAAACCUUACUCCCACAGAACUUGUGGGAAAAGAUUCUUUCAGAAAUUAGACAUGAAUCACCACAUUCUUACUAUCACAGGUACAAAGCGGUACACCUGUGGUACCUGUGGAAGAUCAUUCACACUAAAAUGUAAUUUCCAAAAGCACUUAAAAAUCCAUACAGGUGAAAAACCACAUACCUGCACAAUGUGCAACAAAUCUUUCAGACAUAAAAGUCAUUUGACAGUCCACAUGAGAACACACACAGGUGAGAAGCCUUACUCCUGCAGCACCUGUGGAAGAAGAUUCUGUACGAAAUCACAUUUGAAUCUCCACAUGAGAACACACACAGGUACAAAACCGUACACCUGUGGUACCUGUGGGAGAUCAUUCAGACAUAAAAAUUCUUUGGACAGACACUUACAGAUCCAUACAGACAAUAAACUUCCUGAUCAUGUAGUAGGUCUCUCAGAAUUCUCUUUCUUAGUCUUAGAGGAGCCAAACUUGACACUCCUGAUUCAAGACAGAUCACAAGAGACAGUUUCACAGCCCAACAGUGGUGCUCUCUGAUUGGCCAAAGCUUCCUAUCUCUGGACAAACAACAAAACCAGAUGGGUCUUAAAUAACUUGUGUUCUCUCUGAAGGGCUCAAACUGUAUGGACUGGAAAUCCCUUAAAUACUGUAAACAUAAGUUUGUUCAACAGGACAUUUUCAUAUUCUUCUUAGGUAGAAGAAUUGGAACACAAUGAUAUGUUUCUGAUGUUUGUAACCCUCAAAUUAAAGAAGAACCCAAAGCCUUAGUCUUAGUCAGAGUCUUCCAUGGACCAACAGUGCCAUCUAAUGCCUGAUAUCAGUCACCACACGUCUCCAUGUGGCUGACCUCCUUUAUGUCCUUAUGUCCAAAUGCUUUCAGUUACAUUGUUCUUCAUGUUUCACUGUGAUGUGAUAUUCUAGAAUUUUACAAGCAUAUGGUAUUCCUACUUGCCUUAUUUUGAAUUAUUAAUUUGAUGGGUUUGAGAUGCAAUAUUUGAUUUUUCUUAUCCUCUCUUCUUGUUUUGCUGCUCGUGACUACAUUUGAUGCAAAAAUGCUGUGUGUUGUUUGGAUGAAAGUCUUUGCAGGAAACAGAUUUUAGGGGUUGAUACUUAUGCAUGGAGGUUGCCCCCACCCCCACCAAGAAAAAGGAAAAAAGACGAAAAACAAAAUAAAAUGACAAAAAAUUGACGAACAAAGAAUGGAAAAAAAUGAAAAAAUAAUUGAC
Molecule: messenger RNA, 2761 nt
Organism: Cheilinus undulatus (humphead wrasse)
Lineage: Eukaryota; Metazoa; Chordata; Actinopteri; Labriformes; Labridae
Product: gastrula zinc finger protein XlCGF57.1-like
Exons: 3
Coding region: 63-2072 (669 amino acids)
Biological process (GO): regulation of DNA-templated transcription
Molecular function (GO): RNA polymerase II cis-regulatory region sequence-specific DNA binding; DNA-binding transcription factor activity, RNA polymerase II-specific
Source: RefSeq, a predicted model, not a curated record